Oryza sativa Japonica Group (Japanese rice) is the source of this 771-nucleotide messenger RNA. RefSeq lists its product as uncharacterized. The record is from RefSeq and is a predicted model, not a curated record. NCBI's taxonomy places the organism in Eukaryota, Viridiplantae, Streptophyta, Magnoliopsida, Poales, Poaceae.
AUGAUUGUCGAGGAGGCUGAGGGGCGAUACAUCACCAACUCCAAGAUGCUACUUCAGUUCAAGAAGAUUGUAGAGACCAUGUACCAAGGCUACCAUAUCCUAGACAUCAUCAAGCAUAGGACCCUUUGCAGCUCAAGACCCGAAGAGGAGGUUAGCAACUCCAAUACUCUGUCAACCCGUACAUGUUAUGUUGAUCCUUUUCAUACUUCACAAAGCUAUACCAUUAGACAUGAUCAGCUGCAAAGCACAUUGGACAGUUUAGAAACAAUUGUUUCCAGUAUGACAGAGUUUGUCAUUCUUCUUGGUGGUUGCGAACGGAUGUCUCCUAAGCCCUAUGACACAUAUCUUUACUUUGAUAACUUCAUGUAUGGCCGGCAAGUGGAGAAGCAGCAAGUCAUCAGUAUCUUACUGCAAGAAAAUAUUCCACAUUUUGCUCCAACUGUUCUCCCCCGAUCAUUGGCCCUAGUAGAUGAAAACAAUAGGGAAAUGGAGUGUGAAACUUUCACUGAAAGGAGGGAUUUGUUUGUGAUUGAGUUCACAGCAGAUAUAGAUGAUGAGAAUUGGAAGAAGUUUUAUGUGUCAUGCACACAUAUGGGAAGAGGAAGCAAGAUCAUAAUUAUCAGUAGGACUGAGAGGAUAUCAAGGUUUGGAACAGUAAGGCCAAUUCAUCUUAACAGUUUGCCACUUGAGGAGUAUAGCUACCUCUUCAAGGUUCUCGCAUUCGGAAGCACUAACCCAAAGGAGCAUCCGCAGUUGUUAUCCAGCAAAUGA